AUGAGAUCCUCUAUCAACAGAUUUUUGAAUGGAGGCCGUGCAAACGAAAGCAACCAGCACCGGAUUACACGAAGCCAGUCGAACAACUCAUACCAGCAACUGCAAGAUGCGCAGAGGCGUGUCCAAGAGCUGAGCCAAGGCAAGCAAGACGCCGAGCGCCGCGUAUCAAACCUCAUAAACGCAUUGCGACGUCGCGGCGAUGACAUGGCGAAGAAAGAGUUGAGGAUAAAUAAGAUUGAGGCAGCUUUCCGCAAGUUGCAGAGCGACAACAAGCGACUGCGAGAAAAGCGUGACGAGUUGCAGAAGGAAACCAACGGCGUCGAAGCGGAGUACAGCUACAUUCUUGAAUAUCUCGUCAAGCCGUACGCAGUCAAGCGAAGGUUUGAGUUCCGGGACCUUACCGAUGAAUCCAUCGAGAAGGUCAUAGACCCGAUGCUGCGCGAUGCCAGUCAAGCCAAGCCUUUGCGGUCGGAAGUUCAGCGCCUGCGGACUCAAGUCCAGGAGCUCCAGCACGACAUGCUCGCCAAGGUCGACAAAGUGGAUACAAUAUCUGACGACCAGUUCGCUAAGGAAUUCCGCUCGCUCGCCUCAACCGUCAAGUCCUUUACCCGUUCGAUUCGCUUCGUCGCCCAGGUCAAUAUCAUAAAGGUUCUCGAUUCGCUCGUCUUGCUGAACAACACCUUGACCGAAGCCUGGAUCUGGUCCAUUCUGAUUUGCCUGGUCUUUAAGAACCCUUAUACUAUUUUCGGAGAGCAUUGCAAAGCACUCAACGGGGCAUGGGUACAGGUCUAUGGGGCAGAACAUGAUCAUGACUGGCCCAGUGCUUCUGUACAAUGUGAAGCAUGGCGGGUUAAGACAGUGGAGCAGCUAGUCGAGCAAACAAGCCGAGACAGUAUCGCACACGGAGAGUCAGGGCCCUCACCAGAGGGUUUGACAGCCAGUGUGAUCGAGAUCCGCACUCUUGUUACGACUGUCAUCGCUGGGCAUUUCGAGAUGUUAUCUCCCGGAUAUAAGGUAUCGGAAGUCAAUCUCAUUGUGGACAAAGCAUUUGCUUUGGCCAUACGGAUGUCCUUGCAGCGGUCGCGAUUCCAGGUCACCUAUCCGGCUAUCGGAGCUGAAUCCAAGGAAGAGAAGAUGUUGUCUGCCGAUGAUGAUGACGAUGAAGAGAUGGGGCUAGGGGUUGUGGCCUUCAUUAUCAAUCCGGGCCUCACAAAAUGGGGUGAUGUCCACGGAGAGCAUUACGACCAUUGUUGCGAGAUUGUGCCUGCACUCGUUAAAGUGGAGCCGAAAAGCCCAGGUCCUGACUUCGAAGAAGAUGAUUACACGGGUGCUGAUGCAGAGCCUGGGAUUAAACAAGAGCCUGAGUGGCUUUUCUGA
Messenger RNA from Alternaria atra, 1377 nucleotides. RefSeq lists its product as uncharacterized. NCBI's taxonomy places the organism in Eukaryota, Fungi, Ascomycota, Dothideomycetes, Pleosporales, Pleosporaceae. The transcript is spliced from 3 exons. Bases 1 to 1377 code for a protein of 458 amino acids. The record is from RefSeq and is a predicted model, not a curated record.